Molecule: messenger RNA, 696 nt
Organism: Aphanomyces astaci
Lineage: Eukaryota; Oomycota; Saprolegniomycetes; Saprolegniales; Verrucalvaceae
Exons: 4
Coding region: 1-696 (231 amino acids)
Source: RefSeq, a predicted model, not a curated record
AUGCCACUGACCGCCGCGCCGCACAAGCAAGUGUACCAGUUCCUUGUGGUUAACGUGGGGCUGCCCGUGAUGAUCUACUACGUCGGCCGAGAGUUCACACUGGUGUUGGCGUUGUCGGCGAUCCCACCAUCCAUUGCAGCCCUGGUUGAAAUGCUGGCGAGCCAGACGGUGGAUCCGCUCUUAGUUCCCGGCAGUGAGGAAGUAGAAAAGGAGUACCAAGAACAACAGCGGAAGCAGCCUGAACGUCGGCGGAUCAAUAAGGCUAGCCGCCCCCCUAAGAAAAAGCGUAUCGACCACGACAAGGAAGCAUGUUCGGCAACCGAAUGCAGGAUUCUAUACACGACGCUACAUACCAGCUCGGGUAAGCCCCAUCGCAUUACCUGCAUGGACAUAGCUUUCCUGGUGUGCUGGGUGAAGAAGCAGGAAACCUAUGAGGACAAGCUACGGGCGAAUGGCAACAACGAGUGUCGAGUGGCAACGGAGUGCUGUGGAGUGCCCAUCAACUCACCACAGCCUUCAGAAGGCUACAUGCACUUAUGUGUGUUGUACAACCAGCGACGAAGUGGACAGCCACCAAGUCAGAAAUGCAGAUAUAUUGCCGGGCGCUGGGCCUUUGCCGACAUCCUGCGCGAACAGCUCGAUCGAACCCAUGCGCUGCCAGCAGAGAAGCAGCUAUGGUUCAAAGCGUGGCCGUGA